Messenger RNA from Staurois parvus, 360 nucleotides. The record is from the annotation of a GenBank genome assembly. NCBI's taxonomy places the organism in Eukaryota, Metazoa, Chordata, Amphibia, Anura, Ranidae.
AUGUAUGUGAAAUGCUUUGAUACAGUAAUGUUUUACUAUGUUAAUUUUCAAUGACAGCAAAAAUGACAUUUUUUAAAAAUUUCAAAUUUCCCGCCGGUUUCGGUGCCCGUACGUCCCGACGUCACAGGGACUGGAACACGGAAGCCGGAUGCCGGCAUCGGCCGGAGGAGAUGGCCGGGGACGCUGCAGGGGACACAUCGCGGGAGCGAAGGACAAGGUAAGUGCUGCAGGGACUCCCUAUGCAGCGCCGCAUGGUAAGCCCGAGUGUAGCUCAGGGUUACCGCUCUUGGUAUUGAAACUUUACCCCGAGCUACACUCGGGAAUACCGCUAAGGAGGUUAAACUCAAUUUAGAAUUAAAA